GUCUGCUGUUGCAACACACACUGCAGGAAACAUUUUUAUUUUUGGAGUAGCCACAGCCACUGUGGCUUGCUCCCCAAGGCUCAACUUCACUUCAGGACGGGACGGCCCUGUGGCACCCUGAGCUGGGAUUAACAAACAGAAAGCAGUUGGUCCUGACAGCCACUCACUGAAGUUUAACCAAGAAAACACAAACAACACCUAUCUACCUGACACUUAACACUUCAGUGUGAAAUGCUGAUGGAAGUCAACUACAGCAACGGGCUGGAGUCUGACCUUUCCCAGCCGUAUCCUCCGCCCUUAUUGCCAAAGCCGGGAAAAGACAACGCAAGACUUCAGAAACUCAAGAAGAAGAGAGCCAAGAAAAAAGGCAGCCUCACACAGACGCCUAUCCCCUUUCGCUCCUGUUUGUCGCCUGUCAACGAAGCAAGCACAGACCUCGAACACAGCGAUCAGUCUAGCCCACCAAAGACACCAGAUUCAGUCUACAUUGCUGAUUCACCUGUUUCUGGUUUUCCCUUUGGUUCCCUUUACAGUCCCUCUCCAUCUGCAUUCCCUCAUUCUCAGAGUAUCCCGUAUGGCCAAACUGGUGGCUUCCCUCCUCAGCCCCUUGCAGCUCAGAUCAGGACAGUAGAUGAGCAGGUGGCUCCGCUGUAUGAGUGCUCCUCUUUCUUAUUUGAUGAUGCUACUCCUCUUACAAUGCCACCUUUCAGUUCACCAGCCCUCUUGCCACCCGAUAAGCUUAAAACGUCACCUCUUUCUUCUACUGUCAAUGUAAACAUGACACAAAAUUCCCAUGGGUCAGCCACAACAGUCCCUCCAGUCACUAUGUCGCAGUCCAGCCCUAAAAUAUCAACUCACAGCUUGACCCUCUUCCCAGCUGCCUCCCAUUAUGGCCCAGACCUGGCACCUCCUCAAGCUGCAGAACAACCUUCUGUUCCAGUGCAGAGAUCAAUUUACAACAGUCACACACAACCUUUUAUUUCGAGCCAGAGGGAGAACGAUACCGGUUCAAAGGACAACCCUCAGAGCCAGAUAUUGUCUUGGACCGCCAGACCUACCAGUAAUGGCCACUUUGUUCCAAGCCACAUGUCUCCUGAAGUAACCGCCUCAAAAAUAUCACUUGUUGAAGCAGUGAAAGAGCCAAAGCCUGAAGUCACACAAACUAGGGUUUAUACAUCAAAGGCAACAUUUUAUGAAAUUUCUAAACCUUCCUCCAUCCAAGACCUCACAGCAAUAAAUUCAGCUUACCAUGGUGCACAAUUAUCUGCCACAUUCAAGGAGAAAACAGCUGUGUCACUGGUGAAAACAGAGAAGAACACAUCAAUAUCUAGGACACAGCACGGAAGACCUAAGACUCCCUCUUGCAUGCCAAAUCGAGUAUCCACACCCAUUUUUGAAAUAUCAAAACCUAACCCGCUUUUAUUUGCCGCAAGUCCUGCUUCCAGCUGUUCCCAAGAUAUGCAAGUACCUGCUCUCCCCAAGGAGGCUCCAAGACACAAUUCAGUGAUUCACACUAGUGCUAUAAGUAAACCCCCAGCUGCCACAGAAGAGCGAAGGCAGACUCAUAAAAAUAACAUGUCUGUCAAGCAAGCCAGCAAUUACAAAGAGGUAGACAUUCAUACCCAGAGGUCUUCUAUAAAUUUUAGUGUUGGCAGUUCAGAGCUGUGUCACAGAGAGAAAAUGACUGUACCUAACAUCCCCAUGGUCAAACCAACACCAACAGAACUUGUCACUCCAAAACAAAAUGCAGAACACUUUUCUGGAAAUGAAGCUUUGUCUUUGCCCAAGAUUCCAUCAUUUCUUUAUGUACCAAAGACUCCUAACCCUACACCAGUGACGUCAGUCCAAAUACCACCAUGUUCCAGCCCAGUGUGCACCACCUAUCGCCCUCCUGUCAUCGAGGCACGCAAGUCUUUGACAUCACUGCUGGAGAGUCAAAUGUCGUUAGCAAAUUCAAAGCCCAAAUCACGAUCUACAUAUUAUGGGCUGACUCCAGCUGAAUAUGCUGCCUAUGGUGGAAUUAGGACUAUCACAUCACAUCACAGCCCUGUAUCCCCCAGGAAUAAUGAAAGCUCUGUCGAUAAACCACACUCAGAUGUAUGCAUAGAUGGCUCAGAUAUCUCAAAGCCAGAAAAACAGCUCAAUGGACAUGAGAUUCUGACCUCUUCAGUUCACAGUUUACAACCUGUGUCAUCAUCAAACAAUUCUGAACAUCCAGCUGAACAGGUUGUAUCAUGUAGGAAAGAUGUCUUUGAGGAAAAUUGGUCUGACGCUCACUGUAUUGGAAUGCAAUCACUUAAAACAUCUAACGUGGACACAGUAAAACCUGAGAUUCUCCUUGGCUUGGCACAGAAAACAAUACGACAAUCCCCAAGUGAUGUAUCCACACCAAAAGCCUCAUACUCUGAGGCUCCAAUACCAAUGCCUAAAGCAGGUGAGGUACUCACACAAAGUGUUGCACAGUUUUCUGUAGAGGCAGCACUAAAAUGCCUCACUGAUAACAAUGGUUUGUCGAGUUCUUCCUCAGCCUUAACUAAAACAGAUCUAAAUGUAGAAACACACCCUGAAGCAAAAGUGAUACAUUUUAUAGAAAAUGGUUACAAGCCCAAUAAAACACCUUCAGUUUCACAGACUAAUAAAAGAGACCAGUCAGGAAAAACAGAGCUAUCUCCAGUCCAAACUUAUGAAACUGCUGGUGGAGUCAGUUUGCCAUCAGUCCAUGAUUUCAAUGCCCAAAUCAAUGCCAAGCCCGUGAAAAACCUGGCCGACUGUGAAAACCCAUUAGUUCAAUCUCCUCCCACACAGACAGAGUCUAAAUUCUCAGAGAGCGACAUUAUUAAUGACGAGUUCAACUCAGGAAUACAGCAGUCCAACAAAAUGUUGAUUAAAAUACCUGCCGAAGCCACACUACACAAACAAAGAGAAGAUGUCAAAAAGCAAACUAAAGUGCCCACUAAGACAAACAUUGGGAACAUUAUGCCUUUAAUGGCUGAAUGCGUCCCUGAUAUAUCAAUCAAUGAGCCCACUUUUGUAAAUAUGUACCCUAAGGAGACAGUUAUCACAGCCCCAAGAUCUGCGGUAUCCUAUGGACCUGUCACAGCAUCUGUAUGUUCUGCUGAGUAUAGUAUCUACACACAACCUUUAGCUGAGCAAAGUUCCAAAUUUAUACAACCACCCAAAGCAGAAAUGCAGGUUUAUACACAUAAUCAACCAGCUGAAAAGAGCUGUUUGCCCAUGUUAAGUGCAUCAAAUAUGUCUGUAAAUACAGAACCAAACCCUCCUGCCCUACAUGCCACCACAAUUCAGUCACCCAAGAUUUCAAACAAAAACCUCCCUUUAAAAAUGGACUCAUUCAAUGUGCCAGCAAAAGAGCCUCAAAAACUAACAAAUAUCAGCAAAAAUAUAAACACACAGACUAUAGGAUCCAGUAAUCAAAGUAAUGUUGUUCAAGGGAUACGUUUUUACACAAACUCUAGCAGAGUAAUUGCUCAACAAGCAACUGAAAUCGUUCUUAAUACUAAAGAUGGAGUAAUAUCAAACCAAGCAAAUACAGAACCCAAACUGGCAAAUUAUUUUAAUACUGAUGCUAACAGAGACAAAAACUCAGCAGUUGACAAAGUACAUCCACAGACCAUCACUGAGAGAGUAGGUUUAUUAACUGAUAAUAUGGCAAUAGAAUGUCUUUCCACAACAAUUUCCCAAACAGAAAACAUUCAAGCAAAUUGUGAGUUUGAAACAAAACAAGCUGCUCCUAGUCUUUCAAAAGGGACCACUACAGUUAGCAUACCCUUAAAUGAAAACAAACUAGCCAGCAAACCAAAUGCAAACUCUUUCACAGAUGCAGUUCCACCAAGAUUACUAAGAAAUCUGGAGGCAAUUCAACAGGAAAAGACACAGUCAAACAAUUUCCAGAACAGCAAUACUCAGUUUAUUCCUCCUGCUGAAACCAAAGUCCCCAACAGGCUUAACAUGGAAACUGCCCUGCCAAUAAUGGCAGAUGCAGCAUUGAGUGGUAAUCCAAUAUUUAAUGCUUUACAGGCUGGUAAGCAAACGUUGCCUCCUAGCCGUACGAUGAGGCGUAUGACACCAAAGAGCCCUCAGAUGAAAAAUGACAGAUCUGAGAGUCUAUCUUCAAUAAAGCCAGCCAUGAAUACAACUUCUCUUUGUGGCUCUGUUGAUGGUAAACAGUUUGGCAAAUCACCUGACACACCUGAACAUCAAAUUGCUACUAGAAACCAUGUGAAUAAACAAGUCUCUUCCAGCGAGCCAGUUACAAGCAAUAAAUCUUCAUCAACUCCACCUAGAAAACUGAAAAACUCUGAAAUAUCUAUGGAUACAACAACUUCCCUUUGUACUGUUCAUACUGCACCAUAUUGCGCAUCCAUGGAACAGCAAACUACACAACUGGCAAGAUCUAGUCAAAUGAUUGGAAAUAAUGCUCAGACUGUGAAUUCAGUGGACUCUCAGACUCUACUGAAACAAUUUAGUUCUGACACUGAAACAAACAAAUCAAUAGAAACUAACAUGUGUGUUGUAAAUUCUCCAACAAUCUCUUAUGGCUCUUCAAAUAAACAGCCUGCUACAAAUUUUCAAUGGUUCAAUGAAGCCACCAGUGAUUUAGAAGUCCCACAUAGCCCCAAUACAGUAACUAAACCUUCCCCUAUACCAGAUAGAAGAGUGUGUAAUAUACCGAAACAAUCAUGUACUCCUACCACACCCCUGUCCCCUCAAAGCUCUGUGACUUUAAACCAUGUGACAGAAAUAAACCCCACUACUACCAUAAUGAAAGAUCAGAUAAACCCUCCAAUUACAGCUUUUCAAAAUAACAGACCUACUAGAACCACUGAGCCAUUUGCUAUCUUAGAGAAUACCUCAAAAUCAGAAAUAAAACCCCUUAGAACUAAUGAUACUUCAGUCACUGAGGUAAAAAUAAACUCCCCAAUGCAACACAAUAAAAUUUCAGCUCAAGAUGUACAACUCCCCCAACUAAGCACUGACGCUAGUGUUCUCACACGUCACAGCUAUUCUUCGCUGCUUAGUGGACCUAGAGCAGAAGCAAAACCUCCCAUUAAGCAGGUACACCCAAGACUGUCCUCAGGUGUACAAAUAGAAUCCUCAAAGUCUCCCCAGUAUGGUUCUCAGGUUAGCUCACCAACCAUUCGUGUUCAGUCUAUGACAGAGCAACUCGUAGAGAGCAUUUCCCCCACAAAUCCAGCAACAGAUACUGUCAUGAAACCACCCAUGAUUAAAGCCGAUGUGAUUGAUUCUGCCACUCCUGCCUCUCUGCCUCAGGCCUCAAUCUCAGUAAAAGCUCCAUCCCCAAACAGAGGAACGUCACCGCUAUCUCAGCAAAAAACUGGACUCAAAGGCAAGGGUGUACUCAAGUCCAAACCAGCUGCACCAACAGGAACCCCGAUAGUCGAAGCCUCCACAAAGUCAGUGACAUCAACUGCAUCUUCAAUUGCUGACAAGAAGCUUGUUGCAGCAGAAAUAUCUCCUUCAUCCAGUGAGCAGAAAGCAGCCCAGAAGCCAAAAGGCCUUAAGAGUAAGCUUAGUGGUUGGACACGACUGAAGAAGCACAUGGUCGUUGAGCCAGAGGAACCCCAGUUUCCAGAGCCAGAGGCUAAACCUCAGGUUAAUUCCAGUGGCAGCAAUAAGAAAAUAGAACAAAUUGAUAACAAGUUGACAGCACACCAACAUGAUCAGGAGGUAGCUACAAACAAAGAAGGUCCUAAAGCACUGAAGAUGUGGGAUGCACUCCUCUUUCAGAUGUUCUCUACCAAAGAGCGAAUUAUGCACCAGAUCAAUGCCAACAAGACUGAUUCCGACAAGAAAAAGUCUGCUAAAGAUAAUCAGGCAGAGGUUCCUUCAUUUGUCAGUCGUCUCCCAAUUUUACUGUACAGCCCUCGAUUUGAUGCCAGGAAGCUGAAAGAAGCAGUGGAGAAGCCGCUCACAAAAAUAGCAGCAGUGUUUGAAAGGGGGCUGAUAAAACGGAAAUCUCAGGAGGAAGAACACAAGGACUUCAACAGAACAGCCAAAGGAUUUGGUUCAACAAAAGCUGCAGAUAUGUAAUGAUGGAAAUGAUAAUGAUUUGAAAAUGAUAUAUCAAAUCACUAAUUCAUAACUCAAUAGACAGAACACUGAAAGUAAUUUGAAAAAAAAGAAGAAAAACAUUGGCUGACUAUUCUUGGAAAGGUGGUGAAGGCUGCAAAAUGACAACAAUGCUGCAACAAGUGUUUGACCCAAGGCUGGGACUUUGUCAUUGCCGUGGUGUAGUUUAAAGUAUAAAGGAAAAGAAAGUAAUGAAAAAUUAAAGAAAAUU
Oreochromis niloticus (Nile tilapia) is the source of this 6322-nucleotide messenger RNA. RefSeq lists its product as uncharacterized. Lineage: Eukaryota; Metazoa; Chordata; Actinopteri; Cichliformes; Cichlidae. The record is from RefSeq and is a predicted model, not a curated record. The transcript is spliced from 3 exons. Bases 232 to 6072 code for a protein of 1946 amino acids.